AUGGCAAGAAAUCUUCCUAACUUGAAGUUGAAAAACGUGGUGGUUAAUUCUCAUAAUAAUGAUUAUGAAGAUGAAAAGAACACUAGUGAAAAAGAAUUGGACCUUCCAUUAGAGAAAUUAAACCUUGGGCCAAAAAAGAAACUACUUGUACUUAAUCUUGGUGGGCUGUUAGUGGAUGGGGUGCAUCGUCGCAACGAGUCCGCUGUUCGGAGAUAUACCCCUGACCUUGUUCAUGGAAAUUUCCUAGUCUUCAAGAGACCUUACUGUGAUCAGUUUAUGAGGUUUUGCCUUGAAAGAUUUGAAGUGGGGCUGUGGUCGUCUGCUAUGGAUCGAAACGUGGAGCCUAUUUUCGAUAACAUCAUGGUUGGCCUUAGAAGGAAGUUGCUAACUAGCUGUUUGUACGGGUAA
Lycium ferocissimum is the source of this 408-nucleotide messenger RNA. RefSeq lists its product as uncharacterized. Lineage: Eukaryota; Viridiplantae; Streptophyta; Magnoliopsida; Solanales; Solanaceae. Gene Ontology annotation, molecular function: phosphoprotein phosphatase activity. Bases 1 to 408 code for a protein of 135 amino acids. The record is from RefSeq and is a predicted model, not a curated record. The transcript is spliced from 3 exons.